Tarenaya hassleriana is the source of this 1553-nucleotide messenger RNA. RefSeq names its product protein WVD2-like 2. The coding region runs from base 149 to 1282 and encodes 377 amino acids. Lineage: Eukaryota; Viridiplantae; Streptophyta; Magnoliopsida; Brassicales; Cleomaceae. Gene Ontology annotation, molecular function: microtubule binding. Gene Ontology annotation, biological process: microtubule cytoskeleton organization. The transcript has 7 exons. The record is from RefSeq and is a predicted model, not a curated record.
AGAAAAAAAUCUGUUUGAAAACAAAUCAACCCCGGUAUAUUUAGAGAGAGAAAUUGAAGAGAGAGAGAGAGAGGUGUUCGCGUUUGCUCCUGCUCCAGAGAGAGAGAGAGAGAGAGAGAGAAACAGGAGAUCUGGCAAGAAUCAGGUAAUGGGGAGAGAGCUGGUCGACAUACACAUGGAUAAGAAGUCAAGCAGUUUUGUGGCACAUUCAAAUGGGUCGUCUGAUGGUAAUAAAAUCCAUGUCUCUCCUAAGAUCUCGGACAGCAAUAUCGAGGCUGAGACAGUGAAGGAAUGGACUGAGCAGAGCUUGGUCGGUAAUGAUGCCCAUGAGGGACAAGAAGUUCUUGGUGUCAAAAGUACAAAUUUUGAGGGGAGAAAUGAGAAACCCGGCUCCCAGAAAUCUUCUGGUGAUAAGAAUCUGAGCUCCCGGGCCAAUGGGAACGGCACUGUCACGAAGCCAUUUGCUCUGGCAACUGAGAAGCGUGCAAAUGGAAACCAUUCUUCAGGAAAUGGUAACAGCACAACCUCUCCCACUGCAUCAAAAGGUUCACUGCCCAAUUCUCCCCUCACUGCCAGGAAGCCCACAGAGUACAAAAAGCAUCGCGAUGAAGAGGAUAGUUGGUCUGUUGCUUCCUCCUCAGUUUCCUCCAUGAAAACAAUUAAACCCAAGGUAACAAUUGGAGUUGCUCCAACAUUUAGGAGUACCGCGCGGUUGGAGAGACGAAAAGAGUUUUACCAAAAGUUAGAGGAAAAACACAAAGCACUCGAGGAAGAGAAACAAGAGAACGACCAAAGGCUUAAGGAAGAGCAAGAAGCAACAAUUAAGCAGCUCCGUAAGAGCAUGGCUUACAAAGCUAAUCCCGUACCGAAUUUCUAUUACGAGGGUCCUCCACCAAAAACCGAACUAAAGAAGUUACCACUCACUCGGCCCAAGUCGCCAAACCUCAACCGAAGAAAGAGCUGCAGUGAUGCGGUUAAAUCAUCGUGUCAAGAGGAGAAGGGGACGCAUUGUGAUCGAUACCGAAACAGCAUGGAUGGCUGCAAGGGAGAGGCCAGAGCCACCAAUAGCCCAAGGUUCAAGGCGUUGGCGAACAACAACAGCCCGAGGACGACUCCCAAGACCAGCGGGAAUCAUCCGAGAAAACACACAAAGGGUUCUCCUAAGUCCGCCCCUGAGAAACUCUCGAGAGCAGAGAAAGCGACAGCCCGAACAAGCGGAGAAACCCAUGAGAAGAUCACUGGUGAGACCACCGGAACUGACUCUGGUGUCGCUGUUGCGUGAUGAACGCGAAAUGCGAGUCUUAGUUUCUUCAACUGACAUGGAGAGUGAGAAAACAAGAAAAAGGGUAACAAGAACAAGAUCUGAGGUAUCCAGGAAACAAAAAAACAAGAACUUGAUCUAAAAUUUCCAUAUUUUUUCUGAAAGUGAUGGAGGAAAACGACUGUGCUCACUUGUUUAUUUUGUGUUUCUGCGGCUGAAAUGACUGCGUUACUUUGGUUUGAGAACUGAUGUGAAAUGUAUAUUAAGGUUGUUUUUCUCCUUUGAGAUCACA